Messenger RNA from Epinephelus lanceolatus (giant grouper), 3941 nucleotides. Lineage: Eukaryota; Metazoa; Chordata; Actinopteri; Perciformes; Serranidae. The record is from RefSeq and is a predicted model, not a curated record.
ACCGGACGACUCGGUGUAUGACAGCGUAGCUAACUAACACUAGUCACGAAAGUGUGGGGACUCUUGUUAUGAGAUUAAUAUUCAUUCAGUAAUUACGAAGUUUUAUCGCUCUUGUUAAUUUACGCAUAUAGCAGCUUUGGAGAUAAUCUUAAAGGUAUGCUAACAUGUGGAAGACGAGCGAGCUAACAAGCUAGCAGCGGUAACGGUAUUUUGGGUUUACUGAUGUUAAACAGUCCGCAGCUGGCUCAGUUGGCUCGUGUGAAUGGCUCAGCUAACAAGCUAACGAUGACCAGUGGGUCAAAGCCGAAGACUUUCUGGAAAUAGACUUAAAGAGGAAUAAGCGAAGAAGCAUGGGGAGUUACAGGGAUGUGAUUUCAAGCACGGGCUGUUCUUUACAACAGGACAUCCACGGUGUAGGAUUAGCUUGUUGUCUCCGUGGAUUGACGACAUUUGCAUCCUCCAACCGCCUCAAACACGGGCGUCGGUGAUGCUGUCCACCGCUGGCCAAAUGGGACAGAGCACCCAAACUUCAUUAUAAACCAUGAAAAGCUGCGAGUAUCAACAAAUCGACCCCCAGGCACUUCCGACGCCCACCCCGACCCCUCCGCCUCACCAGGGACACGACGGUGACAGGAGAGAGGAGCCGAAGAGACCCAGGAGGAAAUGGGAAGUUUUCCCCGGGAAGAAUCGCUUCUACUGCGAUGGACGGAUCAUAGCGGCCCGACAGACUGGGGUCCUACCCCUAACCCUGGGCCUUAUUCUCAUCACAAGUGGAUUAUUCUUUAUAUUUGACUGUCCCUUCCUGGUCCAACACCUGACCAGCUGCAUACCUGUUAUUGGAGGAGGCCUCUUUGUGUUCGUGCUCAUCACCCUGCUCCAGACCAGCUUCACUGACCCUGGCAUUCUGCCCAGAGCGACGCCAGAUGAGGCAGCAGACACUGAAAAGCAGAUUGACAACACUGGAAACACCAGCUAUCGGCCUCCACCACGCACCAAGGAAGUCCUCAUCAACCAGCAGGUGGUGAAGCUGAAAUACUGCUUCACCUGCAAGAUGUUCCGGCCUCCGCGCACCUCUCACUGCAGCCUGUGUGACAACUGUGUGGAGCGAUUCGACCAUCACUGCCCUUGGGUGGGGAACUGUGUGGGAAAACGCAACUACCGUUUCUUCUACACCUUCAUCGUGUCGCUCUCCUUCCUGACGGCGUUCAUCUUCGGCUGUGUGACCACACAUCUGGCACUAAGGGCUCAGGGUGGCAAAGGCCUGGUGUUUGCUCUACAAGAGAGUCCAGGCAGCGCAGUGGAGCUGGUGAUAUGUUUCUUCUCAGUUUGGUCCAUCUUGGGCCUCUCAGGCUUCCAUACAUACCUGGUUGCUUCCAACCUGACCACCAAUGAAGAUAUCAAAGGCUCCUGGUCGGGGAAGAGUGGAGAAGGAGUCACCAACCCGUACAGUCAUAGAAACAUCUUUAUCAACUGUUGUUCUGUGCUCUGUGGACCAUUGCCACCCAGCUUGAUUGACAGACGAGGUUUUCUGCCCGCAGACGAAUCUGCCCAGACAGCCGGUGCGGACAUCGAACUGCCCACUGUGGCCACUAAAAGCGAGAUAAACGUGGUAGGAGGACCUUCCAAGCUGGCUUAUGACUCCCACCAAAACUCUUCCUCUGCCUGACAGAAGCCUUGUUGCCUGCUGUAGCUCCAACCCAGCAUCUGUCUGCUGCCUGUUGUUGACUGUUAUGUAUGGGUUAAUUUCUACUUAUACUGUAUUUACACAACAGUCAGAGGAAGGGUUGGGUAUGAGAUUUUUAUUGUAACUGUCUGAGAAAAUAACCCAGUAUACAGUUUUUACACAGUGAUUAUCAGUUAGGAUAAACCUCAAAGGAAUGAAAACAGAGGGCUUUUUGUUAUUUUUGUUGACGUAGAAGAUUUAUGGUGUACGCUGGCAUCAUUUGAAUUAGUUCUUCGUUCUGUCCUUUCAGAGAGUGAGAUGAGAAGAUCAAUAUCAAUCUCAUGUCUCUCUGUUAAAGCUAGCCUGUUAACUUUUGCUCAACAGCAGCCAUAGGGCCUGCAGGGUUCACACUAGACUCAGAAGUGCCUCGGAGCACAGCGAUUUGUCUUUUGGCGUCCCUGUUUACCAAUUAGGCUGUUCACUCUGGCCACAGUGUUGAGCUCUGGGACCUGCUUGCAAUCUGCAGAAAUAGUUAUGACACUUGGUGUACUUUUAAUGUGAGCACGAGCAAAUCUGCAAAGAAAACACUGACAAUCUUUUAUGAACAAUAUCAAGGAUAUAAUAAAUUGGAGAAUAUGUCUCCCAUGCUUACUUAUUCCACACAUUUGUAAAUUGUGUCUCAGAGAGUGAGAAAGACGAGCAGACACACACAUUCACACACAUGAGCAGACAGACCUCUAUGUGUGAUUACAAAAAAGCAAAGCAGCAGAAUAGUUUCUGACCAGCGCAGAGACAUGUGCGUCUGGUGUGAACAGUUAGGGUGACUGCUCGUGUGACAUAUCAGGGUGCUUCCACAUCCAGUGAGAGCAUGGCAUUAAUAUGCUGUAAUAGCAAAGCAGUGUAACAGUUGCUUAAAUUGAGAAGGCAGACUGACUCAGUAAUGUUAAUUCUGCAGCAAUAUCCCUUAUGAUCUGCUAACAUUAACCUCCAUAGGCUCCUGGUCUUACUCGACAAAGUAAGGCUGUAGCAGCAAAACCUCUGAGUGUGCUGAAUUGAGCUUGAGUGCAUUUUAUUGCCUGUGAUUUCAUUUUCCUUUUGGACAGAGCCAGGAUAGCUCCCUAUUGCAAGUCUUUAUGCUAGGCUAAGCUAACCGGCUGCUGGCUACAGCUUUAUUAAGGUGCAGAAAUGAGAGUGGUAUCUAUUCUUUCAUCUCACACGGGGGCAAAAAAAGCACAUAAGCUUGUUUUAAACAAAGCUAUACUAUUAGUAUUGUGUGGUUGGCUGUUGGCUUUGUUAGUCUGAUGAGUUUAGACACCUGCUGCGGGCGGUUCAUGCACUUGUGCACAGUUCAGUUAUGUUUAUGUCAUGGAAAUGAACAAGUCAAGCUUAUGGAAUUCUUUGUUCCUUUAAAUUAAGCAACAGGGAUACCGUUUACUAUAUGUUUGUUAUUUUUAUCACGUUUGUCACAUGCAGUAUGUUGACUCAGGGUGGUUUAUGAGGGACGAGGAGAGCAGGAGCUGUUUCCAGAGCGUCCUUCUUUCUUGUUCUCUCUGGCGGCGUGCAUUAUAAAAGAAACCUGGAAAGUUGUACAGCAACUUUUGUUUACAAGACUGUGGUUCAGAUAGAGUUGCAGUCUGAACCACAGUACUCUCAUAUCGAGCGGCAGAGCAGCUGCUGUUUGGCAUUUUGGAAGACAAACAGCUCUUUUAUGUUUACACCAAAAUAACAGGACAGCCAUAAAACAAAAUGUUAUGACUAUAACUUCUGUUCGCUGAAGGAGAGGAACAAGGUACAACACAUGUACUAUGAAUAGCGGUAUCUUUAGGUAGGUCAGGAGGGGCGUGAUAUCCUAUAGUAUCUGUGUUGUACCGAGUGAAUCGACUCAAAAUGAACCUUUUUUUUAUUUGUGUAUGGAGCAAACUGAGAGCCAGUUGAAGCCGUAGUGUGUCUAGUCUGAAAUGAAUUUUGUUGUCGGGUUUGAUGAGUGUUUAAAAAUAGUCUUUUGAAUUCAGUUGAUACACCGGCGAAGCUGUGAGGAAGCUUUUUCUGCGCCAACACUUUGUUUUUUAUUCUGUGUUGGUUCACUUUCUCCCGUCUCAUAUUUACAGUCUUAUUUGUUUGCAUAUAGAAGGUCAAAGUGCCAAAUUGUGACACAUCAAGCCGAUCCGCAUUGUUUCCCUCCAUGCCUUUAUGUCUUGAUUUAUUCAUCCUGAUUUUUUACAUCUAUUUUUAAAUGUAAAUAUAAUAAAACAUGCAUUUUUGUUCAUGCAAUUCAUCA